Gongylonema pulchrum is the source of this 276-nucleotide messenger RNA. The record is from the annotation of a GenBank genome assembly. NCBI's taxonomy places the organism in Eukaryota, Metazoa, Nematoda, Chromadorea, Rhabditida, Gongylonematidae.
GCACUGUUCACGAUUGCAAUCAUCCAUGUGCUUUAUCUGAUCCCAUUCCUGGACACUUUUGCGGCGUUGGCUUCACAUGCUGAUGUGAGCGGCGCAUUGGCGGAUGAUAAAACGUUUCGUGUGAGACAUCUUAUCGAUACGCUUGCUGAUUACAAGAAAAAUAUGUGGAUAAUUGUGGGUAAUAUGUGCAUUACAUUGUCCACUUCGUGCUUCAUAUUGCUCCUCAGUACUUCAUCACCGAAACUUGUUUAUGACAUUGCUGUAAGUUACGCUUAA